AUGGAUUGUUUCACCCUCUUCAGUAACGCCCAGUACUUCUGGGCAAUCUUUAAGACCCGGAAAAAUAAAUUCCAGGCGAGGGAGACGUUCAAUGCUCUAAAGCGAAAAGAAACAGUGAGGAACAACCAGGACUGGCAAUUUUCUUUACUUCCUCCGACCAGUGCUUCCGAGAUUUUCCNCACAUUGGAUUGCUACAUGGAUUGUUUCACCCUCUUCAGUAACGCCCAUGUUGCAAAGACAUUGUUAGUGCUUACAAUUAGUAAAAAGGGUAAUAGUGCUGUCUCUCCAUCAUGUUUGGAGAGUUACAAUGUACAGGAGCACACGAUCACUAGAUGGAGUCCCGAGCAAUGUCGUGAGGAUCAACCAGUGGUUGAAAGCGGAACCAAUUAUGGGCUCCAAAAAUGGAUUAUUGGUUACGUAUUACCAGACUGCAUGGGAAGGUCUACAGAAUUCCCAUCAAUCAAACUGGCAAACAUGUUGCUGUCAAAAGGAUAUGGAAUGACAGAAAACCAGCCCACAGGCUUGAGAAGGAAUUUCUAA
Molecule: messenger RNA, 540 nt
Organism: Ilex paraguariensis (yerba mate)
Lineage: Eukaryota; Viridiplantae; Streptophyta; Magnoliopsida; Aquifoliales; Aquifoliaceae
Source: the annotation of a GenBank genome assembly